AUGGCCGGUGGUCCCAGUGCAACGGCUGCUCGCCGCGGUGGCAAGUUCAACAAGCCUUCUCGUGGAGGUGGCAAGCACUACUCGCGUGGUCUCCAACCCGUCGACGCCGAUGGCAACCAGAUAAGCAUGUGGAGCGCCGACUCCCAGAAACGGGAAGAGGGCGACGAGGAAGACUCUGAGGAAGAGUCUUCUGAGGAGGAGAGCGAGGAGGAGGGCGGCCCCUCCAACGCGGCCGCGGCCGCGGCCGCCGAAGCCAACCGCGAGGACCGAAAAGCCCAGAAGAAGGCGCGCAAGGAGGCCGCCCUCGCCAAGCAGCGCGCCCGCAACGUCGAGGUCGGCGACAUGCCCUCGAGCGACGACGACGAUGAGAGCGACGACGACAUGCCCGCGAACCCGAACCACUCCAAGGCGUCGCGCAACAUGACCAAGGCCCCCAGCGGCGACGACGUCGACGAAAUCACCCAGGGCGUGCAGGACCUGAAGGCCCCGGCGAGCCGGCGCGAGAGGGAGGCCCUCGCGGCCGCCGAGGCCAAGGAGAAGUACAUGCGGCUGCACGCUGCGGGCAAGACGGACGAGGCCAAGGCCGACCUGGCCCGACUCAAGGUCAUCCGCGAGCAGCGAGCGGCCGAGGCCGCCCGGAGACAGGCUGAAAAGGAAGAGAAGGAGGAGCAGGAAAAGGCCCGCAAGGCAGAGAUUGAGGCCAAGGAGGCCAAGAAGCGCGAGGCCGCGGCCGGGCCCAAGAAGUCUAGCAAGAAGAAAUAA
Messenger RNA from Purpureocillium lilacinum, 762 nucleotides. RefSeq lists its product as uncharacterized. Gene Ontology annotation, molecular function: RNA binding. The record is from RefSeq and is a predicted model, not a curated record. Gene Ontology annotation, cellular component: cytosol. Lineage: Eukaryota; Fungi; Ascomycota; Sordariomycetes; Hypocreales; Ophiocordycipitaceae.